This is a messenger RNA of Yamadazyma tenuis ATCC 10573, 2484 nucleotides long. The record is from RefSeq and is a predicted model, not a curated record. Lineage: Eukaryota; Fungi; Ascomycota; Pichiomycetes; Serinales; Debaryomycetaceae.
CGGUUUGAACCAAGCGGAUAACUAUGGGUAACGAUAUAGAUUCUACAACACGUGUGGAGAUGAAAUCCACAUCUGUAAAUACUCGAGAGUAUUCAUUGUGGAAUAUAUGGAUCAUAUCUGUGUUCCUUAAGCUUUUGCUAUCAAUUGGAUACCAUUCCACCGAUUUUGAGGUCCACAGAAACUGGCUUGCAAUAACAUAUAACUUACCCAUCAACAAAUGGUACAUAGAAAAAACCAGUCAAUGGACGUUGGACUAUCCUCCAUGUUUUGCAUACUUCGAAUGGGUGUUGUCUCAUUUAGUACCUCAAUUCGUUAAAGAUGAUGGGUGUUUGAAAUUGGUGGAAAAGGGCCAAUAUGGUUUGCCAACGAUCUUUUAUCAGAGAUUGACAGUCAUAUUAAGUGAGUUUGUUUUGUUUUACGCUUUGAAAUGGUACAUAAGGUCAUCCAAGAGCCAGGCCGAAGCUAGAAGAGCAUAUGUCGUGGGGUCUAGUUUGAUACUUUCUCCAGGCUUGUUAUUGAUCGAUCAUAUCCAUUUCCAAUAUAAUGGUAUGAUGUACGGAUUAUUGGUAUUGGUGAUCAACAACGCCAGAUUAAAGAAUCACUUGCAGUGUGGGUUCUGGUUUGCGUUGCUUCUUUGCUUCAAGCACAUUUAUCUUUACUUAGCACCUGCCGUGUUUGUAUUUUUAUUGAGAGAUUACUGUUUGAACUUGAAAUUCAACAAGCGUAAAAGUGUGUUUUGGAACACGUUGCACUUGAUCAACUGGAUGAACUCGAUCAAGUUGGGCUUGAUUGUGGUGGGGACUUUUGGGGUCUGUUUUGCUCCUUUCAUUUACUAUCAACAAAUUCCUCAGUUGUUGGAAAGGUUGUUUCCCUUUAGUAGAGGAUUGACCCACGCUUACUGGGCACCCAAUUUCUGGGCCAUCUAUUCCUUCACGGACAGACUCUUGAUUUUGGUUUACAAAAACAUUCCCCUUAGUCGGAUACCGCUUUUGAGUUUUUUCAAGUUCAACGAGGCCUUGUUAUCUGAUCCUAAGUUUGCAAAUACUUCCACCAGAGGAAUCGUGGGAGACAUUGAGUUUUUAAUUUUGCCCACCAUCACCCCCAAAUUGACAUUUCUCCUCACACUAUUCUAUCAGAUUAUGGCACUCAUUCCUCUUUUUAUUCAGCCAACUUUUUACAGAUUUGUGGGAUCUUUGGGCUUAUGUGGGUUUGCAUCCUUUUUGUUCGGCUGGCACGUCCACGAAAAGGCUAUCUUGUUAGUAAUUUUCCCCAUAUCUUUCUUGAUCGUUAAUGACACCCGCUUAUUGACCCCUUUUAACUUGCUUGUAAGUUGUGGAUAUGUUUCGUUGUUUCCUUUGAUAUAUACCAGUUCGGAGUGGCUCAUCAAGGUGUUGUACACGUUUUUGUGGUAUGUGAUAUACACGUAUAACUUCAGAAAUGUUACUAAGAUCCCAAAGCACAAUAAGGGACACGAUCUUAUCUUGGAUCGAUUUAUCAAUUUGUACAUAUUGGGAUUAUUGGUGGUUGUGGGGGUCACCAGUUGUAUCGACCUAUUUGAAACCAAGUUCGAGGUGUUGAAGAGAUUGGAGUUCCUCAAGUUGAUUAUCAUAAGUGUAUACUGUGGGUUUGGGGUCAUUGGCAGUUGGAACGGUUUUUCUUGGGCAUUCUUUGUCAACGAUUCAAUCUUCACAGAAAAGUCUUGAGGAUUUAACAUGGUCGGUUUCAACAAUAGAGUCUAACGAUAGAAUGGUUAACGCAGUUGACAAUCCUGAUAGGUUUCAAGAUUCAAGAGUCUAAAGAUAGAAUGGUUAAUGUACAUGAUGUCUAGGUCAGUUUCAAUAGUGCCGUUAUGGCUGCUUUGUACUGUUGUGAUUUGCUAUAGGUCCCAUCACCAGAUGUCUCCGAUUCUGUGUUAACAAUAGGCCGCGCAGGAACCCUUGUAAUUGCAGCAACUAAAUUCGCAUUAACUCCGAGAGUCAGCUCAUACUGAAAAAUCCCCUUUGUACAGUGUUCCUGAAAAAUUAUUCCUCACUUAUAUUCCAGAAGUAUUCAAAUGUCAGAAGAAACCAUCAGUUUAGGAACAUACUUGUUCGAGAGAUUACACCAAGAGCCAAUUGGCUUAAGGUCUAUUUUCGGAGUCCCCGGAGACUUCAAUUUGACGCUCUUAGAUAAGAUUGAUGAUGUGAAGGGUUUGAGCUGGAAAGGAAAUGCCAAUGAAUUGAAUGCUGCGUAUUCCGCAGAUGGAUAUAGCAGAGUUAAGGGAGGCAUUGAGCAGAACUCGGAGAAAGGAGGAAGUGGUUUUGCUGCUUUAGUCACCACCUUUGGUGUGGGAGAGUUGUCUGCCUUAAAUGGGAUUGCUGGUGCUUAUGCUGAGCACGUUGGAUUAUUACACAUUGUGGGAAUUCCUUCUAUUGCUGCUCAAUCCAAACAGCUUUUAUUGCACCACACAUUAGGAAACGGAGACUUUACUGUGUUCAGGAAGAU